Molecule: messenger RNA, 1139 nt
Organism: Carassius auratus (goldfish)
Lineage: Eukaryota; Metazoa; Chordata; Actinopteri; Cypriniformes; Cyprinidae
Product: transcription factor E2-alpha-like
Exons: 8
Coding region: 557-1069 (170 amino acids)
Biological process (GO): regulation of transcription by RNA polymerase II
Cellular component (GO): chromatin; transcription regulator complex
Molecular function (GO): DNA-binding transcription factor activity, RNA polymerase II-specific; RNA polymerase II cis-regulatory region sequence-specific DNA binding
Source: RefSeq, a predicted model, not a curated record
CUACCAUCAACGUCCGCCGGAUAUCAUAGUUCCUAUUAUCAACUUAUUUCCCCUUAAACUACACUUAGUAAAUCAUGUCUGAUAAAUGAUUAACAGCCAUUCUGCGCGUCCUGACCAAUCCGUGUUUUUUUUUUCAUCGGUAGACCUUGUCGAAAAAACCCUUGACUCCCCUGGGCACAUGAAACUGGACACCCGAGCUUUCGAGGCCCCUCUUUUCCACGCGGAGGAAUACAUUGUUGCUGCUCACAAUGUGGAUGGAGGUGGUCAAGAUGUCUACUAGAAGAAAGAAUUCACCUCAAUUGUAACAACAUAAAGGAAGUCGUGGCACGGGAUUGUUUGGAUACAGACCUGCAACACUGUAUUUAUGACGUUGGUGUUUUUGUAGGAGGAUGUCAAAGGAGUAAAAACACACAUGGUUGCUCCUCUCCGCUUUUAAUGCGCCGUGCUUCAAAUUCUUUCAAGUUUUAUUGUUUUUCCCUACGAGAUUCAACCUUUCUUUUUGACUGUUGGAUGUAAAACAACCGAUAAACAGAGGGUUCUUUAAAGACAGAGGGUUAUGAACGAGCCUCACCAGAGAAUGGCUACAGUGGGAACAGAUAAAGAACUCAGUGACCUGUUGGAUUUCAGUGCGAUGUUUGCACCCCCUGUGGCUAAUGGGAAGAACAGACCAACCACACUUGCUAGCAGUCAAUUUAGUGGUUCAGGUAUGGAAGAGCGUAGUAGUCCCUGGGCUGCUGGAGAGCAGAACAGUCCCUCUUUUAACCAGAACUAUGGAGAAGGCUCACACUACAAUGAACACGAUGGACUAUCUUCCCCAUUCCUUGGCACAGGAGUUAGUGGAAAGAAUGAAAGGGGGCCUUACUCUUCCUUUGGGGGGCCAGCCUGGGUUCCUGCCCUCAGACAUCGCCAUGCCUUCUUCAGAUGCCAUGUCUCCAUCCGGACUGAAGCCCGGCUCACAGUUUUAUCAGUCAUACCCCAGCAACCCCCGGAGACGCCCCUCAGAUGGAAGCAUGGAACCCCAACCAAAAAAGAUCAGGAAGCCACCAGGACUGCCAUCAUCAGUGAGUGAACUUUCUGAAAUAUUCUUACUUGUUUCCCACUAAAAGUAUUUUAUUGCAGCUUUAAAUGAUCAAAUUUAA